Molecule: messenger RNA, 1131 nt
Organism: Ogataea parapolymorpha DL-1
Lineage: Eukaryota; Fungi; Ascomycota; Pichiomycetes; Pichiales; Pichiaceae
Product: GPI-anchor transamidase
Exons: 1
Coding region: 1-1131 (376 amino acids)
Biological process (GO): proteolysis; attachment of GPI anchor to protein; protein localization to cell surface
Cellular component (GO): GPI-anchor transamidase complex
Molecular function (GO): GPI-anchor transamidase activity
Source: RefSeq, a predicted model, not a curated record
AUGAAGGUACUCAAGAUCUUGUGGUCAGCAUUCCUUCUAGCGUCAUGUCUUGCGCUCAAUACCACUGAACCAAGGCAUACAAAUAACUGGGCGGUUUUGGUGUCAACCUCAAGAUUCUGGUUCAACUACAGGCAUAUGGCGAAUGUGCUGAGUAUGUACAGAACGGUCAAAAGACUCGGUAUUCCAGACUCGCAAAUCAUCUUGAUGCUUUCGGACGACAUAGCCUGCAAUCCGAGAAACGCUUUCCCAGGAUUUGUCUUCAAUAAUGCCGAUAGGCAGCUUGAGUUAUACGGGGAUAACAUUGAAGUCGACUACCGUGGAUACGAAGUGACGGUCGAGAACUUUAUUCGUCUUUUGACAGACAGAUGGCCAGACGAGCAGCCCAAAUCGAAAAGACUACUCACCGAUGAACAUUCCAACAUUUUCAUCUACAUGACCGGCCAUGGUGGAGAUGAGUUUUUGAAAUUCCAAGACGCGGAGGAGAUCUCUUCUUAUGAUAUUGCAGAUGCCUUUGAAGAAAUGCACGAGAAGAAGCGCUACAACGAAAUUUUCUUCAUGAUAGAUACUUGUCAGGCUAACACCAUGUACAGCAAGUUUUACUCACCAAAUAUUCUGGCUGUUGGUUCAUCUGAUUUACACGAGAGUUCAUAUUCUCACCAUUCAGAUACGGAAAUCGGGGUGGCUGUCAUUGAUCGAUUCACAUAUUUCAACCUAGAAUUCCUGGAAAAGCUGGAGAAAGACAGUAAAUUAACAUUACAGGAUCUGGUGGACUCGUACACUUUCGAGAAAAUACACUCCAAUGCUGGUGUUCGCACAGAUCUAUUCCAAAGGAAUCUCUCUGAUGUGCUAAUCACAGAUUUCUUUGGAAACGUCCAGCAGACCGUUGUUGACAACGUGGAGGAUGAUUUGCUGUAUUUGACGAAUCACGAUGAACAAGGAUUCCUUAAAAAUUUAUCCACCCCCAAAAUGUUAGAUGUCGAAGAGCAAAGAAAACCCAGCUUUUUCAAUCAAAACAAGAGUAUGAUUACUCUCGGAGCAUGCGAGAGCAAACAGAUUUCGUCUACAAAACUUCUCACUAUUGGAUCGGUUAUUGCCGCCUUGUUCUUCUUUGCCAACUACGUCAAAAUUUAA